Dothidotthia symphoricarpi CBS 119687 is the source of this 818-nucleotide messenger RNA. RefSeq lists its product as uncharacterized. The record is from RefSeq and is a predicted model, not a curated record. The transcript has a single exon. The coding region runs from base 306 to 791 and encodes 161 amino acids. NCBI's taxonomy places the organism in Eukaryota, Fungi, Ascomycota, Dothideomycetes, Pleosporales, Dothidotthiaceae.
CAGCAAACAAGUGUCCAUACUCGCAAUCAAGCCUACAUAACUACAACAACGUGGUUUUCUCACCCUACUCUUCAUGUGCAAACUAAUUGGAAACUAUUCGAGGUAAUGUAACUGCACAAACGUGCCUUGAACGCUUGUCUUUGUCUCGCACACAAAGCGACCAUGUCAUUCCAUUCUAUGCAGCGCACAAAGAGACAAACUUGCCAGGAUUUGCCCUAUACCUUGAUGAAAGAUGCAGUACUGUGUCGGCCGAUAUUCCCACAUACUCCAACGAACUUACCUACCCCCAACGUGACGAGGCCAAAAUGUGCUACUACCGACUCUCCAUAUUCAUGGGCUGCGGGCAUUCUGUCCUCUCAUCAACGCCGGUGGGGUUUUGUGCCAAAGCAGGAGAGACCCACGAAGAUAGAGACAACAAAGAAGAAGAAGAAGAAGAAGAAGAAGAAGAAGAAGAAGAAGAAGAAGAAGAAGAAGAAGAAGAAGAAGUGGUAGAAGCGAAAAGGCCAAGAGUGAGUUUAGCACUGCAAUAUCCCGAGUUUAUACUUUAUGAGGAUCUUAACUUUGGAGCGACACAGCGGUCUUUUACGCCUGCAAAUCUGGGGAGAAGCAUGGGCAGGAGGGAAGGCAGAUUUGCGUGUGGGCAUGGGCGGGUGCAUCCGUUUUGUACGGUUAAGGUUGAGGGGGGGUGUGUUGGGUGUGCGGGUGAGAGGGAGGGGAGGCUGCGGGCGCUUGGGGUUUGGGUUGGAGAGGGGAGAUUGGGAAAACUGGGUACUGGGAGAGGGGGGUUCUGAAAAGUGCUGUAGGAAAAUGAAUAAUGG